Molecule: messenger RNA, 1923 nt
Organism: Drosophila biarmipes
Lineage: Eukaryota; Metazoa; Arthropoda; Insecta; Diptera; Drosophilidae
Gene: RluA-2
Product: pseudouridylate synthase RPUSD2
Exons: 9
Coding region: 290-1894 (534 amino acids)
Biological process (GO): pseudouridine synthesis
Molecular function (GO): pseudouridine synthase activity; RNA binding
Source: RefSeq, a predicted model, not a curated record
UAGGCAAUGUUUUGGUUUUGGCUGCCUGCGGCAUUAAAACAUACUUUUCAUGCGGAUUUUACGACAAUUUAAAAGCAUUCUUCGUUUGGCAAGUUGUGAAUGUUACAAGUUAAAGGGCUACUAAACUGUUGCCAUUGAAAUAACAGUCGGAAAAAGAGUGCAUUUGUGUGGAGUGCUUAAGAGGGCGCACGUGUUGAUUUACUUGUUGUUGUUACACUUUUAGCGGUGCGUAGACAACCCAAGUCGGCGGCAAGUCGGCGGCUGUAAACAAUUCUCGUGGCUGUCGAAAAUGCAAAGCCCCAAGUGCCUGCGAAAUGCCCAGACCCAGCACGGAGAUGCCUUGUCGGUGGACGUGGAUAACAUAUUUCUGCACCGGUUUAUGCUGUCCACAAACGCGGCCUUAGGAUCUGGUCCAAGCGACCAAGAUCAGUCGGCCGAAUGUGUUUGGUUUCCGGAUGAAACGGCGGCAGAUCCGACCAUCAACUCAGAUCCCCCGAAUUUGUUAUUAGAAGAAAAGCCUGAAGUACCACAGUUGCCGGAAAAACGAAAGGCGAACACCUCAGAAGACGAAGGCAAUGCGAAAAAAGUAAAACUGGAUGCCAAUGGGCUCAAGACUAAGCGUCCCGGAUUUAAUGAAGAAAGAUACGAGGAAACAUCGUACUAUUUUGAAAAUGGUCUGAGAAAGGUGUAUCCCUAUUUUUUCACAUUCACUACGUUCGCCAAAGGACGUUGGGUCGACGAAAAAAUCCUGGAUGUGUUCGUCCGUGAAUUCCGGGCUGCUCCUCCCGAAGAAUAUGAGCGCAGCCUGGAGGCUGGAAAACUGACAGUUAAUUACGAAAAGGUGCCCAAGGACUAUAAAAUCAAGCACAACGAUCUGCUGGCCAACGUCGUGCAUAGACACGAAGUCCCUGUUACUUCACAGCCCAUCAAGAUAGUGUACAUGGACAAGGAUAUUGUGGUUGUGAAUAAGCCGGCAUCCAUACCGGUGCAUCCGUGUGGGCGGUACAGACAUAACACAGUGGUUUUCAUUCUGGCCAAGGAGCACAACCUGAAAAACCUGCGAACAAUUCACAGACUGGAUCGACUGACGUCUGGGCUUCUUUUGUUUGGGCGCACCGCCGAAAAAGCCCGCGAAUUGGAGCUGCAAAUACGAACUAGACAAGUGCAGAAAGAAUACGUGUGUCGCGUGGAGGGACGUUUUCCAGAUGGAAUAGUUGAAUGCAACGAGAAAAUAGACGUGGUGAGCUACAAAAUCGGUGUUUGCAAGGUUUCACCGAAGGGCAAGGACUGUAAAACUACGUUUCAAAGAAUCGGUGAAGUGGGAGAUGACAGCAUUGUUUUAUGUAAACCACUUACAGGACGCAUGCAUCAAAUAAGAGUGCACCUACAAUAUUUGGGUUUUCCUAUUUCAAAUGAUCCUUUGUACAACCACGAAGUCUUUGGACCUUUAAAAGGACGAGGCGGAGACAUCGGGGGCAUAACUGAAGAGCAGUUGAUCAACAACCUAAUUACCAUUCAUAAUGCCGAAAAUUGGUUGGGUCUUGAAGGAGAACAAGCUGCGACAACGAAUAUCAACAGUGAACUUAAAACUACUUCAGCACUGGAGGUAUCAAUCGAUACAAAAGAUUCACAGCCCGUAAAUGCAGCAACAAACGAAUCAAUUAAUGAAGCUGCCACCCAAACUUGCUAUGAGGAACCAGACAGGUCUUUCGACCCAGAAAAGACAACAUCGGAUCCGCAUUGUUCUGAAUGCAAAGUCAACUACAGAGACCCUGGCCCAAAGGAUCUUAUAAUGUUUCUACACGCUUGGAAAUAUAGGGGCGUCGAUUGGGAGUACACAACAGAACUGCCAGACUGGGCUUGUAAAACGACUAUAAAUUAUGAUCAGUUGUGAACCAAUAAAUUCGCUUGACUUUUUAACAA